Molecule: messenger RNA, 3481 nt
Organism: Misgurnus anguillicaudatus (oriental weatherfish)
Lineage: Eukaryota; Metazoa; Chordata; Actinopteri; Cypriniformes; Cobitidae
Gene: matk
Product: megakaryocyte-associated tyrosine kinase
Biological process (GO): protein phosphorylation
Molecular function (GO): protein tyrosine kinase activity; ATP binding; protein binding
Source: RefSeq, a predicted model, not a curated record
AUUUGUUUUGCUUGUUUCAAGCACAAAUUCACUUAAAUUUUAUAUUUUUUGUCUAAAAACUAGACGUAUUGUCCUAGGUCAUUUUGCUCAUCAAGAAAAUACAUAUUAAUUUAAGAACUUUUAGAUAUUUUUACUUAAAACAAAUAAGAGAGUCAUUUUUUGUAGUGUGUAUAAAGAAAUGACCCGUUAUGUCUCUUAUUACCGAAUGAGGUAUCUACAUGCACCUCGGGUCCCCUACAUGAAAUUUCACGCUGCCAGGUUUCUACAGUAGCCCUAAAUGGACAAAUUGCUCUACAGAGCGUGAUUCGUCACUAUAUUGUCUCAGAUGACAACAUGGUUGUCCUGUUGCAGCAACCGUAGCUUCUCUAUGCGCAAUAUCACCACUAGAAAACACAAGAAUCUAAACGCAGCACCUUAAGUCACAUUAAAAAAUGUAGGCCAUGUAAAAAAUUAUGAAUCAAUGUAAUUUAUUUUUAAGAUCGCACAAGCACACCUUUGAGGCGUAAAAAUAAAAAUCUCAAAGACGCCAUUUGCUUCAAAGGUUGGCAAGAUAUUAUUUUAUUAUCUAAGGCGAUAACAUUGAUAUAUUUCUUAGUAUAGUUACUGUUUGGAGCCGGUGCAAAGGCGUUAAUAUCUAUACUGUCUAUUUUUAAGCAUACAAUUACGUUUAGAAAUAAAAAUGUAACUAUCUUCACUUAUAUGCUGUUAAAGCAACACAAAAUCUUUUGUGACUUUGUGUGCUUUGUCAUCCACCUUACACUGGAUUUGUACAAGUUUUAAAUGAUCAAUAACUGAUUAUUGAUUUGCAGAAAAGAUUGGUCACAUAGUGCACAAAAAUAUAUAUGAUAUAAUUUUACGCGUGUUGUUGUCAUCGUUUUCAUUUGCUUUAAAUAAUAAUCAGUCAUUUCAUAGCAGCAAGCUGGUAUUUCGACAGGGUAACAAACUAAUGAUCUACAAACUGUUGUAGAAUAAAGUCUGUGGUUCUUCACAUGUGCCUGCGGUAAAAGUAGAGCAAUUUAAAGUACUUGAAAUAUGAGAUUAGGUGAAUUUCUGGUUCUUCAUAUUGCAAUAUGAUAUAAAAAUAAUAAUAUAAAACCUCUCUAUUCUUAGCUUUUUAUAUAAACAGGAAACUCUUGAGAAAGACGCACAGUGUCGCACGGUUGACUAGACAGAUGGCAGUUCAACUAUAUUAGUAUAUUGAAUUAUUUACAUUGCUUGAAUGCGUUCUGCCAACUGUUUUUAAUGUAUCCUGCAAACUUAUCCCUCUGCAAAAUGUUCCUGUUGAGUGUUUGUUAUCCUUUGUAGGAUUCUGAAUAACAUUGUGAUCUUUUUGUUUGAAUUUCUGUGUAGUGCUGCUUGACUAAAUAAAUCUAUAAAACACUCAACGUUCUGGUCGUGUCUGUUGUGACUGCUUAUGUAAAAGAUUGGUGUCUGUAUUUCGUUCAGCAUUUGUGGUAAUAAAUGUUGUGGGCUGGCCAAAAAAAACCUGUCAAAGCCAAGAUUAUUUUGAGGAAGUAAAUGUAUGUCUUAAGACACUCAUGAUAGUCACAGCUCACACAGCGAGAAAACCAUUGGACAUAACAACAUCCUUUCUAUGCAUAGAAGCAUUGCAUUGCUUUCUCAAAGUCUUGGUCCUCGCUGAUGUUUCAAUAUUUCAAGAUAUGGACAUGAAGACGUGGAUGGCGGGCACGCAGUGUGUUGCCAAAAAAGACCAUGGUAAACCUAAAGCGGGCGAAAUACAGUAUUGCAAAGGUGAUGUCCUCACAAUCCUGGCGUCAGGAGGGAAAAAAGGGGUGUACAGAGCGAGACACAACACCACCGGAGAAGAAGGCCUGGUGUCCGCUUCCAACCUACGAGAGAGGGAGGCCGUCCGUAUAGACCCUAAACUCAGCCUAAUGCCCUGGUUUCAUGGAAAUAUAUCAGGACCACAGGCUGCACGCAAACUCCGGCCCAUGGAAGACGGCCUGUUCCUGGUUCGAGAGUCCAUCCGACACCCGGGCGAUUUCGUACUGUGCCUCUGCUUCAACAAAGAAGUGUUUCACUACCGCGUCAUCUUUCGAGACAACAAACUGUCCAUCGACAACAAAGAGUUCUUCUCCAACCUCAUCGACAUGAUAGAGUUUUAUACCAGAAACAAAGGUGCCCUUGCUACAAUACUACUAAAGCCAAAAAAGAAAGAAGGCACAAAGUCUGCUGAGACUGAGCUGUUAAAAUCUGGUUGGUUACUGGAUAUAUCAAAGUUGUCUUUAGGAGAUACCAUUGGUGAAGGAGAAUUUGGAGCUGUGUUCGAAGGCGAGUACGGAGGGCGGAGGGUCGCCGUCAAGAACAUCAAAUGUGACGUAACAGCUCAAGCUUUUCUCGAAGAGACAUCAGUCAUGACAAGCCUUCAUCAUAAGAAUCUGGUGCAGUUAUUAGGGGUCAUUCUGCACAAUGGACUUUAUAUCAUAACAGAAUUAAUGUCAAAGGGAAAUUUGGUGAAUUAUCUGCGCUCGCGAGGACGUUUCACCGUCAGCUCGGCUCAGCUGCUGAGAUUUGCUCUAGAUGUUUGUGAAGGUAUGGAACAUUUAGAGUCAAAGAAACUUCUGCACAGAGAUCUCGCCGCCCGCAACAUUCUGGUGUCUGAAGACUCGGUCGCCAAAGUCAGUGAUUUCGGUCUGGCUGUGGCAAAGGUCAGUGCGGACACCCCAGACAAUUUAAAGUUCCCUGUGAAGUGGACCGCACCCGAAGCCUUAAAGACCAGGAAAUUCUCCACUCAAUCAGAUGUAUGGAGUUAUGGAGUACUUCUGUGGGAAAUCUUCUCUUACGGCAGGCAGCCAUAUCCCAAAAUGACGGUUACUGACGUGAGAGAACGUGUGGAUCAAGGUUACCGCAUGGAGUCACCCGAUGAAUGUCCACCUGAAAUCUACGCCAUCAUGAGGUCCUGUUGGGAAGCAGAUCCCAAAAAGAGACCGUCUUUCCACAAACUCCGAGACAAACUCGAAAAAGAGGUCAGGAGAUUUGAAACGUGAUGGCUUUGAUCCAGUUGUGUAAACUGAUGACUGUUCAUCAGAUGCCAAAGUUGACAUCGUCUUUAAUAUUGUUCACAUGUGUCGAACUUACUAUUUAUUUCUAUACGAGCACUUUCUAUGUGUGUAUGUUUAUUUAAAUUUCUUUAUUUGUUUAAGAAAUUACGUGAUUAAUUAAAAUGGACCUUUAUGAGUUCAGACCGGUGAUGAAUUGAUCGCUGACUUUUGAUUUCAUUCAGCACUGUGCUUCUCAGCUGGGUGUCAUAUUUGGAUAAAUUUGCUAUAAAUAUUGCUUUUGUCAAGUCAAAGUCUGCUGUAUUUUGCUGCGUGUUAUUUUGUUAUUUGACGACAGGCUGUUGAAUUAAACAAAAUGUGUCAACAUAGAUCCAUUGUGCAACCUCAGUGCCUUGUGUUGUACAUGCUUGAAGUCUAAUUUUAAUAAAUAAAUCAUUAGGAAAUAAUUUUUCCAAAACAGA